This is a messenger RNA of Closterium sp. Naga37s-1, 2820 nucleotides long. The record is from the annotation of a GenBank genome assembly. NCBI's taxonomy places the organism in Eukaryota, Viridiplantae, Streptophyta, Zygnematophyceae, Desmidiales, Closteriaceae.
AUGUUCGCGAGGCUUCUCGGAGCGGCCGCCGCCACGGUCGGUGGCGCGGCGGUAAUUCCUGGCGCCUCCGGUCCCGUUGACGAGGUCAAUGAGGCUGCCGCCCUGACCGUGCCGGCCGGCUCGCUGAAGCCGUCGCAGCUGGAGCCGCGCGUGGCCGUGCAUCACGGCGUGCCGUGCUCGACGACGCACCUCGCCUUCGACCCGCUGCAGCGACUGCUCGCCAUGGCCACGCGCGACGGGCGGUUCAAGGUGUAUGGGCGCGACGGCAUUGAAGUGCUCUUCACCUCGCCCUCCCGCGCCCACUGCAAGUUCCUUGAGUUCAUGGUGAACCGUGGUCUGCUAGUCCUGGUCAACACAGAGAAUGACAUCGAGGUGUGGGACCUGUCGCGGAAGCAGCUGGGCGCGUCUCUCAAGUGGACGGCGGACGUCACUUCUCUCGCAGUUGCCCCCAGCUCUCAUUUCAUGUCCGCCCUCUCAUCUCCUCGAGUGCAUUGGAUGCCCCUGCCCCCCUCAUUGCGAUUCUUCCCCAGCCCUCUGCACCACAUAACAGACGUUUCUCUAAACUGUUUCUCUUCUCCCCUCCACCCACCACCCCCGGCUCCCCUUCCCCCCCCUGUUCCCCUUUCCCCCCCGCUCGCUCCCCUUUCCCCCCCGCUCCCCUUUCCCCCCCCACUCCCCUUUCCCCCCCACUCCCCUUUCCCCCCCGCUCCCCUUUCCCCCCCCACUCCCCUUUCCCCCCCACUCCCCUUUCCCCCCCACUCCCCUUUCCCCCCCACUCCCCUUUCCCCCCCACUCCCCUUUCCCCCCCACUCCCUUUCCCCCCGGCUCCUCUUCCAUCUCCACAGAGUGCUACUAGCGUAUUCAAACGGCCUGCUAGUGCUGUGGGACCUGCACUACCUGCAACCAGUGGCCAUCCGGGGAGGCACUCGAGCCCAACGCACCGCCUUCCUCGAUGCAUCUGCUGCCGCCGCCGCCGCUGCUGCCGCCGCUGCAGCUGAGGCCGCCGCAGCAGAGGGGAAGAAAGGAAAGAAGGGCGGGAAAGGAGCAGGGGGAGCUGGGGGAGGAGGCGACGGGGGGAAGGGGGGCGGGGUGAUGGAUGAGAGGGAGAGGGAGAGGGCGCUAGAGGGGGAGGAUGUGGAAGGGAAGGAGGUGUGCAGCGUGUGCUGGGCUUGUCAGCAGGGGGCAGUGGCAGCAGUGGGGUAUACAGACGGAGACGUGGCCCUAUGGGGUUUCCCUGUACUAUCCAGCAGCAGCAGCACCGGUGCCACUGGCAUCACUGGCCCUGCUGCUGCUGCAGCAGCAGCAGGCGGUUCUGGCAGCAGCGGCGGCGGCGGUAGCGGAGGGGGAACGGGUGGCACUGGUGGCGGGGGGGUAGGAGAGCCUAUACCAGCCGCGCUACUAGCAGAUACGCGAGCAGAAGUGCUGGGGAGGCCGCUGAGAAAGGUGUUUGUGGCAAGGGGCAAGGCUGAGCGGUUGCCUGUGACGAUCCUGAGGUGGUGCUGUGACAGCGACUCGUGGGGGAAGAAGGCCAGCAAGGGCGGAUAUGCGGGCGGCGGGCGACUGUAUGUGUUUGGGGGCGAUGUGCUGGGCGCACCAGAGACUGUCUAUGUCGUAGCACUGGGCUCUCUCCCCUCGGGCCUACCAGAGCUAUCAGGAACAAAGCUGCCGUGGUUCGGCCCAGUAGCAGACAUCCUCGUAGCACCAGACGUGCCGGCCAAGCCCCGCCCCAAGGAGGCUGGCAAGAAGCCGGGAGCAGCCCUCAUGGUGCUCACUAUCCCGGGGCAAGUGCACCUUUACGACGAGUAUGGGAUCGAGCUGUUCUUUUCUGGCCUGUCUGCUCCUCCUGCUGCUGCUGGUGCUGCUGUGGCUGGAGCAGGAGUGCCAGCGCCGGCUUCAGCAGCAGCAGCUGCUGCUGCUGAUAGUGGUGGUGGUGGUGGGGGAGGGGUGGGGGCGGGAGGAGCAGGGUUCCCGUCGUCAGGGAGUGUGGGGGCGGUGCGGCUUCCUGAGCCGAUGCUGUUUGAGUGCCCCAACUCAGUCGCCACUGCAGCCAUCAUGACCAUUGCUGAGCCCCACUCCAUCGCUGCUCAAGUGCUGCUCCGGCUGCCGCGCUCCUCAGGCUCGCGCUGUCCAGCGCACCUAUCGCACGGCACGGAGUGGCCAGUGUCCGGAGGAAGCAUGGCGGAGUCAACGGAGCUCAUAGCGGACCUGGGCCUCUGCCUCUUUGUGUCGGGCCAUCACAACGGCCUCGUGCAUAUCUCCGAUGUCUCCACGCCGCUCCUUGCGCCGCUCGUCUCCGCCAUACCCAUUGGCUUCCCGAUGGAGCCGUACGAGCCGGUGACAGCACUGGACUUCUGUCCGGCAUCCGGGCUGCUAUCAGUGGGGCAUGGAGACGGGCUGGUGCAGCUAUUUGUGCUGAGCGCCACGCCCAGCCGCGUGUGGGUGUGGACGGUGCGAGAGGCCACGGAGGUGGAUGCGCCUCUCAAGGCUGCAGAGGACGGCACUGCCAUUGACGUUCAGGACGGCUUUGUGUACAAGAAAGCGGCGGCGCAGGAGGCAGCGCCGGGGUUCCAGUGUGUGGCGCAGUUCCGAAUCCAUGCCAGCGCCAUCCGUGCCGUCGCCCUCGCCACCUCCAUUGCCCGCCUCGCUGUUGGAGACGACCGAGCAGGCGUGAGUUCCCUCGCCUUCGUUUCCUUCUCUCCGCCCCCUCCUGUCUACCCUGCUCUUCCACCCAUCCCUGCCCUUCUGCAAAUCCCCGCCCCUCUGCGCCCAUCCUCCUGUUUCUCGACUCUCCCUCUGGCUGCUUCACUCUCUGCAAUCUGA